Messenger RNA from Apus apus (common swift), 1162 nucleotides. RefSeq lists its product as uncharacterized. The record is from RefSeq and is a predicted model, not a curated record. Bases 1 to 930 code for a protein of 309 amino acids. The transcript has 5 exons. NCBI's taxonomy places the organism in Eukaryota, Metazoa, Chordata, Aves, Apodiformes, Apodidae.
AUGAAUAUGUCACCAGAAGUGAAAGCUGGAUACCAAACAAUUGAGAAACAUCUGCGGCUGGAGGAGGUCGAGGCAGCAUCCCCAGGCAGCGGGCAGGGACAGUCACCCCCCAGCUGUGCACCAUCACCCAUCCUGCCCGGUCAGACCCGGGCAGAGGACACCAGCAAGGAGGCUUUCUGCGGAGAUAAACCUCGCUGCAUCUCCAACGCAGUCUCCCGACGCCUGCACCUCCAAAACCGCACUCCAGCGGGACGGCACCGGCCGCCCCCGGGGCGGGCCCGGGUGCCCGCCGGGACGCGGCAGCGCCCUCCUUCCCCUUCCCCCCGGCCGCCCCCGGGGCGCUGCCGAGGCCUGGGGGAGCGGCCGGGCCCGCGGCCUCCCCAGCGCCCCGCGGCCCCGCAGCGCGGCCCUCGCACGCCCCGAGGGCGACGGCGAGAAGCAGGGCUUACCUUGACAGGAAGCCGUGCUCAGGACCCCGCGCAGCUUUCGGCUGUCUGCACGAAGGGUGGCCCGAAACAGCCCCAAGGGUGCAACUGGUGCAGCCUGGCUGUAAGCUUCGGUGAGACCUGGGCUAAACACGUGGCAUGUGUGGAGCUGAUGGAGUUUCAUGUGGACACGACCACCAUCAUCCAGCUGGUAACGGGACGCGGGGCAGAGCUGGCGAUGAGGAUGGCCCUCGCUUCUGCUGCUGCACAAUGGCUAUCUGGAGAAAUGGGAAAAACCCAGCAAGGCUGGGGUUCUGGAAAGAUGAGGUGGUGCCAGAAGGCAUCCUUGCCCAAGACAGAUAACUGCCAGCAGCAGCUCAGCAUGAACUGGCCCAACUUUCUGCCCCAGCUGGCCAGGUCACCAGCCCCCUCCGUGCUGCGGAGGGAGCCACAGCACAGUAGUUGGAGUGCUCGGGACAGGGAGCACUGGGAGAUAAGCGAGUAGGCUAAAGCUCUAAUCUCAGUUUUUAAUUUAUUUCUAUAUCCAGAUUAACUAGAGACUCUUGUUUACCUGUGACACAUAAGGCUGUGCUGCUUAAUUGCUGAGGGGAUUGAUUUUUGUGUGCUUUCUGUUGUAAUGUGGAUUAUAGGGAAAAUACGCAAGGUACAGUGCUGUGCCUUCUUCCCUCUGCUACCCUGAGCCACGUUCAGAUAUUGUGUGGCAAGGUCUUUACUGU